This is a messenger RNA of Otolemur garnettii (small-eared galago), 2037 nucleotides long. RefSeq names its product chondroitin sulfate proteoglycan 4-like. The coding region runs from base 1 to 1290 and encodes 429 amino acids. NCBI's taxonomy places the organism in Eukaryota, Metazoa, Chordata, Mammalia, Primates, Galagidae. The transcript has 3 exons. The record is from RefSeq and is a predicted model, not a curated record.
AUGAGGCGGCUCGGGCCCGGCUACCUCGUCCUGCUCUUCGCCUGUCUGGAGUUCUGCCGGGCACAGGGAGCAUUUUUUGGUGGUGAAAGCUAUGUGGAGCUCAACAUCAUAGAAGUUUCCUCUGAGCUAUCUCUUCAGUUGAAAUUUCAAACCAGCAAACCACAGGGAUUGCUUUUUCUAGCAGCUGGGAAGAAUGACUAUUGUAUAAUAGAACUUCAAUCAGGAAACUUACGGGUGAGAGUGAAUUUGGGUACAAGUGAACAAGUGCUGCUUCCUGAGCACAGAUGUCAGAUGAAUGACUUGUUUUGGCAUUUGGUGGAACUGAACUACGUUCAGGAUUAUAUUUCCUUGAUUAUUGACAGUCAUCAUAAGACAACUGGACAAGUGGCUAGUAGGAUGAAUAAUUUGAAUUUUCAACAUGGAAUCUACAUAGGUGGCCGUGGGUCACUCAACAUCCCUUACCUGGAUGAAGAUCUCCCCAAUUUCUGCGGAUGUAUGAAGGAUGUGGUAUUUAACCCGAGGGAGAUUCUUAUGUCCCUUACAUCUGACCCUGGUUUUAAGAAGGUUUAUGAAGUGUCUCUAGGAUGCAAGGAUGAGAUUUCUGCAGGGGAGGAUGAAACUAUCAGUUUCUUUAGCUCCAGAUCGUAUGUCACUUUGCCAGAAUGGAAGGUACAAGGGGAAGGGCGAUUGGAAUUUGCUUUGCAGACUGGAGCUCGACAAGCCUUGCUUUUAUUUCAGUCAGGUAGAGAAGAAGAUUUUGUUGCCUUGGAAAUAGAUCAAGGUCUAUUGACGGCUCAUGUAGGAAGGAGUGAAAGUCAUACUCAGCUUUCUUCUUUUAGCCUAGUUAGUGACCACAAGUGGCACGUUAUUCAACUCAAAUUCACGGGAGGGUAUCUGAACCUAAUGGUAGAUGAACAAGGGGUAAGGACAUCUCUGCCUUUGCAAAGUGAACUGUUUAUACCUGAAGGCCCCCUCUUUGUGGGAGGUCUUAAUAAACGAGUGUGGGAAGAAGUGAAGAGGUUAGAGCUUGCCUCUGUGCCUGGGAAUUCUGCUCGAGGAAUCUCUUUCAAAGGAUGCUUAAGAGGCUUGAAAGUCAACUCAGAGAAGAGAGCAUUAAGGGAUGCCCUUGUUUCCAGAGACGUUUCUGCUGGGUGUAAAACUGAGAGUAUCCAUAAGGCAAAUCCUUCCAUGACAGCAAUAGAAAACCUGCUUCAGUCAGAAGUUUUCCUUUCCACUGUCAUCCCUGAAGCUGUCAAGCCUUUUCCUCACAAUGAGAGUAGUUUGGAAUAAUCUGGAAGUCCAAGAAGGUAGACGAGGCUUACUGGAACAAAAGCAUAUAAAGAUGAAUGGGAAAUUUAAGGAUUUGGGUAUCCAUCAUUCUCAAAUACUAUUUAAAAUAGAGAAAAUGCCUAUUCACGGGUUUCUUCAAUUAUAUGUUUUACCUGCUCAAGAAAUGGAGAAGGCUUUUACUAUGUUAGAUUUGUGGCAAGGAAAAGUUUGGUAUAUCCAUGAUGGUUCGGAUGAACCCAUGGAUUAUUUUACAUUUUGGUCUCUCCAACAGCAAGGAGGAAAAUAUUUCAUGUGUGUUUAACAUUAUUGUCCUUCCAGUCAAUGAUUCUCCGUACCUUAAGCUCUCAGAAGGAAACUUGCCACUCCUGCUUGAGAACUCUAAAAAAAAGAGUGAUCCCAAAUGUAAUUGACAUGUCAGAUCCUGGCACAGAUUCUUCGAGUCUUAGUUUUUCCGUUCUUGGUGACGUCAGUUCAGAUGCUGGGUUUUUAGAAAAUACAAAUGAUCCUGGGAAAGCCAUUAAUGGUUUCACACAUGAGGAUUUAAGAGAUGGCAACAUUUUCUAUGUGCACAGGGACCAUCAGAACUGUAGGAUUGUACUGAGUGAUGGAGAGCUGGUUAGCAAUACGGUAGUGUUAUGGGUCAUGGCUGUUCCUUGAGAUUUGUAGUGACCAUGGUCAUAAAACAGGGUGGUGCCACUCUGAUCACAGAGUAAGUUGUAAUUAGUAUUUAAUGGAGAGUGGCAUGAG